Molecule: messenger RNA, 909 nt
Organism: Diaporthe citri
Lineage: Eukaryota; Fungi; Ascomycota; Sordariomycetes; Diaporthales; Diaporthaceae
Exons: 2
Coding region: 1-909 (302 amino acids)
Source: RefSeq, a predicted model, not a curated record
AUGUCCUUCCUCUACAGCCAACUCUUCGUCAAGCCGGCGUACCCCACCCGGAUGCUCAAUGGCCAGACGGUCAUCGUGACGGGCUCCAACACGGGGCUGGGCAAGGAGGCGGCGCGGCACUUCGCGCGGCUGGGGGCGGCGAAGCUGAUCCUGGCGGUGCGCAACACCAAGGCGGGCGAGGCGGCCAAGGCCGACAUCGAGGCGACGACGCAGUGCGCGCCGGGCACGGUGGAGGUGUGGGCGCUGGACCUGGGCGACUAUGCUUCCGUCAAGGCGUUCGCGGCGCGGGCGGCGCGGGAGCUGGAGCGCGUGGACGUGCUGUGCGAGAACGCGGGCAUCGCGACGGACAAGAAGAGGGUGGUGCAGGGCCACGAGAGCACCAUCACCGUCAACGUGGUGUCGACGUUCCUGCUGGCGCUGCUGAUGCUGCCGCAGCUCAAGGAGACGGCGAAGCGGUUCGGCGUGCGGCCCAGGCUGACGGUCGUCGCGUCCGAGGUGCACGCGUGGUGCAAGUUCCCCGAGAGGGACGAGCCCAACGUCCUCGCGGCGCUGGACGCGAGCGAGGACCUGGGCGAGCGCUACCAGGUGUCGAAGCUGCUCGAGGUGCUCGUCAUCAAGCAGAUCGCGCCGCGGAUCAAGGGGGGCGUGACGCUCAACAUGCUCAACCCGGGGCUGUGCCACUCGGAGCUGUCGCGGGACUCCGGGCUGGGGCUGGCGGUGAUGAAGUUCUUCCUGGCGCGGUCGACCGAGGAGAGCCACGGCAAGUACAUGUCGGACGCGGUCGUGGCCGAACAGGGCCUGUCUGCGUUUGUGCGCAGCGAGGAGGGCGACAGGGCCGGGAAGAAGGUGUGGAAGGAGCUGAGCGACAUACUGGACAAGAUCGAGCCUGGUGUGACGGCGAAUAUCUAG